CCGAGAAGCCACCGGUCCUGGGGGACCUCAACCUGGCCGGAGAACCUUGGGGACAUCCCGUGGUGGCGAAAUGGAGGUGGCCCUUGAUGUUGGUGGCCCUCGAGGACCUGAGAUGGUCACCACCGAUCCCCAAGAACCAGGUGGCCCUCCAGGACCUGAGAUGGUCACCAAGUGUCUCCAAGAAGAAGGUGGCCCUCGAGGACCUGAGAUGGUCACCACCGGUCUCCAAGAAGAAGGUGGACCUCCAGGACCUGAGAUGGUCACCACAGGUCUCCAAGAACCAGGUGGACCUCCAGGACCUGAGAUGGUCACCACUGGAACAUUGGAGAAGGAUGGCCCUGGGGGACCGGAGAUGAUUGUCCCCAAACCCGGUGACCUUGGUGGCCCUCAAGGACAGGAGAUGUUUGUCCCCAAACCCCAUGAACCGGACGCUCCUGAGGGACCAGAGACGAUUGUCCCCAAACCCCAAGAACUUGGUGGCCCUCAAGGACAGGAGAUGACUGUCCUCAACCCCUGUGACCCUGGUGGCCCUCAAGGACAGGAGAUGACCGUCCCCAACCCCCAAGAGGCAGAUGUCCCUCAAGGACUGGGGACAAUCAGCCGUGACGCUUGGGAGCAGGUGGGACCUGGUCAACCAACCCCGAUUGUCCCCAAACCUCAAGAGGUUGACGUUCUCCAAGGAUCGGAGACCAUCGUCCCCGGACACCGGGACCUGGGUGGCCCCAAGGGACAGGGGACAAUUGUCACCGGAGCUCGGGAGCAGGAUGGAGCCCAGGAGAUGAUUGUCCCCAAACCCCAAGAGCUGGACGUCACCCGAGGAGAGGAGAAGAUUGGCACCGGAGCUUGGGAGCAGGAGACACCCCCGGGACCAGAGACCAUCAAUGACCAACCCCAAGACUUUGAGGUCCCUCAAAGACCAUCGAUGACCAACCCCAAGACUUUGGGGUCCCUCACAGACCAUCGAUGACCAACCCCAAGACUUUGAGGUCCCUCAAAGAC
This is a messenger RNA of Calidris pugnax (ruff), 999 nucleotides long. RefSeq names its product proline-rich proteoglycan 2-like. NCBI's taxonomy places the organism in Eukaryota, Metazoa, Chordata, Aves, Charadriiformes, Scolopacidae. Bases 71 to 967 code for a protein of 298 amino acids. The record is from RefSeq and is a predicted model, not a curated record. The transcript has 3 exons.